AUGAUCCCAAAACCCAUGAAGAAUCACCAAAUGCCAGACAAUCAUAGGCCUAUAUCACUCCUCAACACCAUGUCUAAAAUAUUCGAAAGAAUAAUUCUACGUAAGCUUAACAUCCACGUAAAAACUAGAUGUGAACAACACGCUUUCCGUACUGGCCACUCUACGAUCACACAGCUUAUCACACUGACCGAUGACCUGAACCAAAGAUCUCAGAAGGGGGAAAAAACUGUAGCCGUCUUCCUAGACGUGGCGAAAGCUUUUGACCGCGUGUGGCACGAAGGACUCAUCCACAAGUUAACACUCUCAAACGUUCCUCACUCACUUAUAGUACUCAUUGAAUCCUUUCUUAAAGGCCGUACUUUCAAAAUCAAAAUAUCUGAUCACCUAUCUACAUCUCGUGACAUAGAAGCGGGUGUCCCUCAGGGGUCAUGUCUAUCACCGCUCUUAUACUCAGUCUACAUAAACGAUUUCCCGACCAUAGGACCAGUCACACUGGCCCUCUUUGCGGACGAUACCCUUCUCUACACGAGCAACCAUAACUACAAAUAUGCAGUAUACAAGCUCCAAAGACAACUGGACAUCACGAACGACUGGCUCACAAAAUGGAGAAUCCAAUUAAACGUAUCCAAAACGGUAGCAGUGAUAUUUGGGCCUCGAUCCCAAAAACAAACCAUGAAGUUAAAAUUACAAAACCAACAUCUCGAAUGGAGCAAUCACGCAAAAUAUCUUGGAGUCACCUUCAACCACGAUCUAAGCUUUGACAAGCAUAUCCAAAAUACCAUCCGAAAGGCUCGCGGUGCCCGGGCUGCACUACAUCCGAUCCUAAACCGAAACAGCACUGUUCCACUGGCUAACAAACUGACAAUAUACAAAAUAUACAUUAAGCCCAUUAUUUUAUAUGCAGCUCCCGUUUGGAGAAACAGAAUUCGCCAAUCAUCUUGGAAACAGAUUGAGAUCUUCCAGUCCGUAUCACUACGUACCAUGACCGGCGCCCACUACCUGGUCUCAAAUCUAAACUUACGGAACUCAAUGUCCAUCGAAACCCUUCAAGACGAAGCACUCCACCUAUCAAAAAACCUUGCUCAUACACUUUCAAGGAGCAAAUAUCCACACUUAUCAUGUCUAGUCCCAUGA
Messenger RNA from Macrosiphum euphorbiae (potato aphid), 1134 nucleotides. Lineage: Eukaryota; Metazoa; Arthropoda; Insecta; Hemiptera; Aphididae. The record is from the annotation of a GenBank genome assembly.